Molecule: messenger RNA, 1140 nt
Organism: Orycteropus afer afer
Lineage: Eukaryota; Metazoa; Chordata; Mammalia; Tubulidentata; Orycteropodidae
Gene: GPR27
Product: G protein-coupled receptor 27
Exons: 1
Coding region: 1-1140 (379 amino acids)
Biological process (GO): G protein-coupled receptor signaling pathway
Cellular component (GO): plasma membrane
Molecular function (GO): G protein-coupled receptor activity
Source: RefSeq, a predicted model, not a curated record
AUGGCGAACGCCAGCGAGCCGGGCGGCGGCGGCGGCGGCGGCGGCGGGGAGGCAGCAGCCCUGGGCCUCAAGCUGGCCACGCUCAGCCUGCUGCUGUGCGUAAGCCUGGCAGGCAACGUGCUGUUCGCGCUGCUCAUCGUGCGGGAGCGCAGUUUGCACCGCGCCCCGUACUACCUGCUGCUCGACCUGUGCCUGGCCGACGGGCUGCGCGCGCUCGCCUGCCUCCCGGCCGUAAUGCUAGCUGCGCGGCGUGCCGCGGCCGCGGCGGGGGCGCCGCCAGGCGCGCUGGGCUGUAAGCUGCUCGCCUUUCUGGCCGCGCUCUUCUGCUUCCACGCCGCCUUCCUGCUCCUCGGCGUGGGCGUCACUCGCUACCUGGCCAUAGCUCACCACCGCUUCUACGCCGAGCGCCUGGCCGGCUGGCCGUGCGCCGCCAUGCUGGUGUGCGCCGCCUGGGCUCUGGCGCUGGCCGCGGCCUUCCCGCCUGUGCUGGACGGCGGCGGCGGCGACGAUGAGGAUGCGCCGUGCGCCCUGGAGCAGCGGCCCGACGGCGCCCCCGGGGCCCUUGGCUUCCUACUGCUGCUGGCAGUGGUCGUGGGCGCCACACACCUCGUCUACCUCCGCCUACUCUUCUUCAUCCACGACCGCCGCAAAAUGCGGCCCGCGCGCCUCGUGCCCGCUGUCAGCCACGAUUGGACCUUCCAUGGCCCAGGCGCCACCGGCCAGGCGGCGGCCAACUGGACGGCGGGCUUUGGCCGCGGCCCCACGCCGCCCGCGCUUGUGGGCAUUCGGCCCGCGGGGCCGGGCCGCGGGGCCCGCCGCCUCCUUGUGCUUGAGGAGUUCAAGACCGAGAAGAGGCUGUGCAAGAUGUUCUACGCUGUCACGCUGCUCUUCCUUCUUCUCUGGGGGCCCUACGUCGUGGCCAGUUACCUGCGGGUCUUGGUGCGGCCCGGCGCGGUCCCCCAGGCCUACCUGACGGCCUCUGUGUGGUUGACCUUUGCCCAGGCCGGCAUCAACCCUGUCGUGUGCUUCCUCUUCAACAGGGAGCUGAGAGACUGCUUCAGGGCCCAGUUCCCCUGCUGCCAGAGCCCCCAGGCCACCCAGGCAACCCUCCCCUGCGACCUGAAAGGCAUUGGUUUAUAA